This is a messenger RNA of Parascedosporium putredinis, 771 nucleotides long. NCBI's taxonomy places the organism in Eukaryota, Fungi, Ascomycota, Sordariomycetes, Microascales, Microascaceae. The record is from the annotation of a GenBank genome assembly.
AUGUCACAGAACGCGACAUUGAUGUCCGACGACGCGACGGAAGACACUACCGAAAUCAUGAGCAACGGCUGCACACCAGUAUACUUCUUCUCUCAUGGGUCGACCAUGAUGCUUGGCGAGGAGUCCGAGUCGGCCGACUACUGGAAGAAGGCCGGCGAUGAGGCCCUCGCCCACAAAAUCAAGGGCGUCAUCAUGAUGCAUCGAGGUCGCCACGCACCCCGACCCCGCCAAGUCCCCGUCGCCUACGUGCACCCCUCCAAGUACGUGGACUACAAGCUCAACCCAGACCUUAAGACGGCCGAGAGGUGCAUCUCCAUGCUCCGCGACGCCGGCUUCGACGCCGCCGGCAACCCGACCUUUGACUGGAUCCACGACACAUUCCUCGUCCUCAUCCGCAUGUUCCCCAACGGAUGCCCCCACCACCCUCAUCUCCAUGAACAACCGCUUCGACCCCCACUACCACAUGAAGGAGCGGCCCCCGAUUUCUGGGCCCUCGAGUUCCGCCAGGCCGUCGAAGACGUCGUGCGCAACAACAGUGGGCCCGCCCUCCGCCGUGCCAUGACGCGCCUCAUGAAGCACCCCAUGUAUCGGGAUGCCCACGCUACCGACGACCAUUUCAUGGCCGCCAUGUUCGUGGCUGGCCUCGCUGGUGAUGAGGAGGAUGAGGGCGUUCACGGCGAGCUGAGGGCUGAGACGUGGGAGUUGACGAAUAUGUGUAAUAGCCAGUUUAGCUUUGGCGCGUGGCCGCGAACUUUGGCGACGGCAGGCUGA